Molecule: messenger RNA, 1335 nt
Organism: Morchella sextelata
Lineage: Eukaryota; Fungi; Ascomycota; Pezizomycetes; Pezizales; Morchellaceae
Exons: 5
Coding region: 1-1335 (444 amino acids)
Source: RefSeq, a predicted model, not a curated record
AUGUCGACAACAAUCACUACCACUCCUCCGCACAAGCGCCGAAAGACAUACCCGCGCUGGAAAUCUGCCCCACGGGCGACAUAUCAUAUCCUCACGCCCGAGGCCGCCGCACCCGCACCCGCCAACGAUGCCAGCACCACACGAAACCCACGCCGCUGCGCUUCCGUGUGUCGUCGUCGGUGCUGUGCGCUGCAUCCCCGGUUUUUCAAUGCCAUGCUCGGCCCCACCAGCAGUUUCGCGGAGGCCGUUUCGCUGCGCACAGCGGCGAGGGCGCCAGAAUCCUCCCCGAUCAAGCCGUCAGCGCCCCUCGUGCAACAUGUGCAGCCACUCUAUGACGACAACGGCACGGCUCUCGCCGUGAUCCUGUAUGCGCUGCACCUACAGACGCACAAGGUGCCGCGCACGGUGACGUUUCCGCAGCUGAAGCAGCUGGCGGUGGUGUGUGACAAGUAUGCCUGUGUGGGGGCGGUACGGCUGUGGGCGGAGGUGUGGAUGGAGCCGUUUCGGAACUAUGUGACGACGGUGGGGUUCGAGGACUGGCUGUUCAUCGCGUGGGUGUUUAGUAGUCGCAAGUUCUUUGGGCGGGUAAGCAAGAGUCUUGUGCCGAGGGUUGUGGUGGGCGAGGAUGAGGCGGGCAGGAGGGUGGUGAGCUGGGCGGCGCACAAGGGGCGGGGGAGGGACCGGUUGAGGCAGUUUGAUGCAUGCGCUGUUGAAGCAACGGAACACCAUCGUGAAGGAGAUCGUGACGCUGUGCUCGUCCACAUUCACAAGUACGCAUCCGGCGCAAUCCCGCUGUGCAAACACACACCCAACGACCCCCGGUGCGACACAUAUCUGCUGGGCGCGCUGUACAAGGCCUUUGCGGGCAUUGGGAUGUUGGGCUUCGACAUGAAGACGGUGGACACUUACUCGAUCGAGGAGCUGGUGGAUGCGGUGAGGGGAAUCCGCAUCAAGCACCUGGACUACGACGGGUGGGGUGAGAUAGCGGUGGAGGAGGAGGAGGAGGAGGAGGAGGAGGCCGCCGCCGCCUCCGCGCCGGUGGUAGACGCUGGCGCGGAUGUGGUGGCGGAUGUGGUGGCGGAUGCGGGGGCGGACGCUAACGCGGAAGCUAACGCCAACGCCAACGCCAACGCCAACGCCAACGCCAAUGCCGACGCUAAUGUGAAUGCAGAUCCGGCGCUGCAGAUGCAGUUGCAGAUGCGGAUGUCGAACCAAAUGCUGAUGCAAAUACGGUCCAACGCGGAUGCUGUUGCAGCGGCAGACACAGUGGUCAAUGACAACGCUGAGCCAAACGCGAUGCUAAUGCUGUCGUCGUGGAUGGCAAUUCAAUGCUGA